Molecule: messenger RNA, 936 nt
Organism: Trichosurus vulpecula (common brushtail)
Lineage: Eukaryota; Metazoa; Chordata; Mammalia; Diprotodontia; Phalangeridae
Product: olfactory receptor 52E4-like
Exons: 1
Coding region: 1-936 (311 amino acids)
Biological process (GO): G protein-coupled receptor signaling pathway
Cellular component (GO): membrane
Molecular function (GO): G protein-coupled receptor activity; olfactory receptor activity
Source: RefSeq, a predicted model, not a curated record
AUGAUAAUUAUCAACAGAACCAUUUUUCAGCCGAAAAGCUUUUUUCUCCUUGGCAUCCCAGGACUAGAAGCUGCCUACAUCUGGAUAUCUAUCCCUUUCUGCCUGGUCUAUAUAUUGGCUCUGGUGGGGAAUUGUACCCUUCUUUUCAUUAUUAAGACUGAUCCCAGCCUGCAUGAACCCAUGUUUCUAUUCCUCUCCGUGCUCUCUGUAGCAGACUUAAUGCUUACCACCACCACCAUGCCAAAAAUCCUCAGUCUCUUCUGGUUUAAUGAUGGGGAAAUUUGCUUUGAAGCCUGCCUCACCCAGGUAUUUCUCAUACAUGCUAUGUCCAAUAUGGAAUCUGAGAUCAUACUGGCCAUGGCUUUUGACCGCUAUGUGGCCAUCUGCAACCCCCUUAGACAUUCAACCAUUUCGACCGUUAGUGUUAUUCAGGGCCUAGGACUGUCUAUUCUCCUCCGUGGAAUUGUGCUGCUUGGUCCUCAUCCAUUCAUGCUUAGGUGGCUUCCCUAUUGUAGGACUAAUAUCAUCCCUCAUACCUACUGUGAGUUUAUGGGUUUGAUCAACCUAGCCUGUGCACCAACCAAGAUACCUAGAGCUUACAGCCUAUUUGUUGCCUUUAUAACAGCAGGGCUUGACUUCAUACUGAUUAUCUGUUCCUAUGUCCUCAUUCUGCGCACUGUGUUUUGCCUACCCUCUAGUGAAGCCAGAAUUAAGACACUAAGUACCUGUGGCUCUCAUGUAUGGGUCAUAUUGAUUUCUUAUACCCCUGCCUUCUUUUCCUUUCUCACUCACAGGUUUGGACAUCAUAUUGCUCCUUCUAUCCAUAUUUUUGUGGCCAAUAUCUAUGUCCUUGUUCCACCCAUGGUGAACCCCGUCAUCUAUGGGGUCAAAACUAAACAGUUACAGGAGAGGUUCCUCAAAUUUUUCACAGGUUAA